Molecule: messenger RNA, 1173 nt
Organism: Oppiella nova
Lineage: Eukaryota; Metazoa; Arthropoda; Arachnida; Sarcoptiformes; Oppiidae
Source: the annotation of a GenBank genome assembly
CCUCGGGAUAUUGAAUGGGGAAUAAGAGACAACGAGAUAUAUUUAUUGCAAUCCCGACCCAUCACUCAUUUGAACAAUUGGUCGGAUUGGGAGGCAAUGCAUGAAAUGGAUUCCGGACACCAGUCGGAGAGUGAAUACUUUUCGAGGGCUAAUUUGGGUGAAGUAUUUCCGGGCGCCAGCUCUCACUUAUGCCUGUCUUGGAUUGUGACCGUUUGGAAUGCUAAUGGAUUCAAAUCUUGGCAGGCGGCGGGCACUUUCCCAUUUGUUGGCGAUCCGAGGUCUAGAAUAUCAAAGUGUAUUCAGAUCGGAAUGUUUGGUCACGAGUUUGGCGAUGAAUACAAUGAACUUAUGGCCGAUUCUAAUGAAAAGGCGCCCAAAAAGUCAAUUCCGUUAACAACGAAAAUCUGGUUAUUCUUGGGUUCAUUCAAAUACUUUCUGACCCCAGGAGUCACUAUAAGAGAAGCGCAGAAAGGGCUCAAAAACUUUGAUAUAUUUGAGGGAAGAAUGGCUUUUACAGGGAAAGACGUAUUCAAGACAUUACUAGAAACGGUUCAUUUGCAGGCACAGAUGGCCUACGCUCACGGAAAGGCUACUAUUUGUUCAAUGGUUUAUAAUGUGGUUCUUCUCGAUAUUCUAAAGAAGAGUAAUAAUGAUAAUAACGGAGUUUCGUGCGCUAAUCAGGUGGUGAGCGCUCAGGUACCUAAUCUGCUCAGAGAUAUUGCAAUCUCUAUUGAAAAUAGACAACAAUUUCGACAAUUGAGUGAUGAAAGGGCUCUCAAAUAUUUACUCCAUUCGGACACAACAGCGUCCGUCAAGUUUAAGAAGUUUUUGUUAGAAUUCGGUCACAGAGGGUACAAAGAGUUUGAUCCGAUGGCACUCCAAUGGGCAGACAAUCCUAUCUCGGUGGUUAAAUCGCUCAAAACAAUGUUAAUCGGCGACCGGACUCUGGAGCUAAAGAGAUCCAAAACAAUCGAUGAAACGAUUUCGUCGUUGAAAACACCGCUCACUUUCUCCAAGAAACUACUGCUUAAGUAUCUGUUGAUCCCGUGGUGUCAGAGCGGUAUCAGUCUUAGGGAACAGAGCAAGCAUUAUAUGACCAAGAAUGUCAACCAUUAUAGGCGAGGGUUUUGGCGUUUGGCUAAACUUAUGGUAUCCGAGGGUAGACUACCGGAG